This is a messenger RNA of Vitis riparia (riverbank grape), 2096 nucleotides long. RefSeq lists its product as uncharacterized. Gene Ontology annotation, cellular component: endoplasmic reticulum. The transcript is spliced from 4 exons. The record is from RefSeq and is a predicted model, not a curated record. Bases 448 to 1959 code for a protein of 503 amino acids. Gene Ontology annotation, biological process: GPI anchor biosynthetic process. Gene Ontology annotation, molecular function: catalytic activity. NCBI's taxonomy places the organism in Eukaryota, Viridiplantae, Streptophyta, Magnoliopsida, Vitales, Vitaceae.
UUCCUUGUUGGCUUUUAUGGACUUACCAGGGAAAACUUACAUCUGUAAUUCUACAAAAUGGUGUAUGGACGUCACUCAAGAAAACUAUUGGGUUGGAGGCUCAUAGAAAUGUUCGUUGUCUUCUUUUAGCUUUUUCCAAUUGGGUGUAAGCUAGAAGUUUUGUUUCAUGCACAGGCACUAGUAUGGUUUUUGUGUCUUGGAAAAAGAGCUCCACAUUAUUGCUUCCUUGUCAACCACCACCUUCAUCUUGGAGCAGUUGGGAUGUUUGUUUGUCUUUGCUGCUUCUUUUCUCUUAGUGCUAUUUUUCCAAUCAUCUCCCAUCUUGUAUUCUCAAUUGACACUCCACCCUCUCUCCUUGUAGUUCCCAGUUGACUCUCAUCUCCAUCCCUAUGAACCCAUCUUCCUUCUUCAUCAUAUACCGUAACAGUGAGGGAGAGUAACUAUUUUAUGCAAUCACUCAAUAGUGAAGAAGAUUCUCUCACCAACAGAUUGGCUUACAUGUUAAGUAUUCUCCAUAGGAAACUGCAACGCAUCUGUGCAAGGUUACGGUGGCUGAUGUGGAGGCGUCCAAAGCCCAAAGUUGUCAUCAGGAGGUUUGGAAAGUUAAUGAAACGCCAGCCUAAAGGGGUGCCCGGCUCCAGUAAAUCUGCUAUUCAUCUCAACAGUCAACUGGGUCGUUCCAUCUCUGGAAAGCCAAUACGAAUUGCCACAUUUAAUGCUGCCAUGUUCUGCCUUGCACCAGCUGUUCCAAAGCCUGAGAAGUCAGUUGUGUUUUGUCAGGAAGAGGAGGAUUAUUUGAGGUUCAAGAGUCAUAUGAAGAUUGAUACUUGGGCAAAAUCUGAAAAUUAUCGUCCAAAGAGUAUACUAAAGCAAUCUCCUUUGCAUUCCACCCCAAAUACUCCUGAUCAUCUCUCCCAGCAGAAGCUCACAAGAUCAAGACUGAAGGUUUCAAUUAAUCUCCCUGACAAUGAGAUAUCAUUAGCAAAUAGCAAAUUGCUUAGUUUUUGGGAAAGUGAAAAAGAGGGGUCGUCAAGUAAUGGUAGAAAUUAUAGGUACAAAGUUCCAAUGAGGUCCCCUGUGUGCUAUCCCUCUAGUAUGAGUGACUAUCCUAUUGGUGAGGGAUUGAGCAGCAGGAGAAGCAUUCUUGAAGUACUUAAAGAGGUUAAUGCUGAUAUCUUGGCUCUGCAAGAUGUCAAGGCUGAGGAAGAAAAAGGCAUGAAACCUCUUUCUGAUCUAGCUGGUGCUCUAGGUAUGAAAUAUGUGUUUGCUGAGAGCUGGGCUCCAGAGUUUGGGAAUGCUAUACUGUCUAAAUGGCCAAUUAAGAGGUGGAAAGCUCAAAAAAUCAUUGAUGGUGAAGAUUUCAGGAAUGUCUUAAAGGCUACCAUUGAUGUGCCAUGGGCAGGGGAAGUAAACUUCCAUUGCACCCAACUUGACCAUCUGGAUGAGAACUGGAGGAUGAAGCAAACAAAUGCAAUAAUCCAAUCAAGUGAUUGCCCCCACAUUUUGGCUGGAGGUCUCAACUCACUUAAUGGAUCAGAUUACUCAAGAGAGAGAUGGAUGGAUAUCAUCAAGUACUAUGAGGAGAUAGGAAAGCCUACACCAAAGGUUGAUGUAAUGGAGUUUCUGAAGGGAAAAGAGUAUGUUGAUGCAAAGAACUUUGCAGGGGAAUGUGAGCCUGUUGUCAUUAUUGCCAAAGGCCAAAAUGUUCAAGGGACAUGCAAGUAUGGGACGCGGGUGGAUUACAUUCUGGCUUCACAGGACUCACCAUACAAGUUUGUUCCCAGGUCAUACUCUGUCAUCUCAUCCAAAGGUACUUCUGAUCAUCACGUAGUUAAGGUCGAUAUUGUAAAAGUUGAUGAGAACGCUGAAGAGAACUUCAUCAGGCGACUCCGGAAACCAAAACAAAAGAUUGUGAAGAUGAGAAACCCUUGUUCCUCAAGAGGCAUAUGGCAUAUAUAAAUACUUGAACAUCUUUUUCUCAAUUUAAUUUUACAUCUAUCUUUUUUAUUGAUUGUUGGUGUAUGUUUGCUUGAAGUCUCAUGGCAAACACACAUUUUUAUACGAAUCACUAUCAUUAUACAUAUUUAUACGGAUCA